AUGAGCUUGUCAUUAAUCCAAGGUUAUUCUUCUGCGGAAGAGGAAGAAGAAGAAGCAGCAGCAACCGAAGAAGAUGAAGAUUACCAAAAUUUGUCAGGAGAAGAAGGAGAAGAAGGGCAUUCCGGCGGCCGUUGGAAGAUUUCAUACAAAGCACCCUCCAAUGGAUCAUCAUCCUCUUCUUCCCUUCUUCCCUCUGCUCUGGAUGCUUUCUCUCAAGUAGGGCCGCCCCAGUUUCUUAGUAACUCCGUGGAAGAGUACGGUGUAGGAGCUGAACAUAAUCAGCAACAGCAAGGGAAGCACCGAAAGACAUGGAGAAACAAUAACAAUAACAAUAGCAAUAGAGCUGUGGUGGAGGCCAAACCUCUACUUGUUGGAAUCCAGGAGCGAGUGAGGAGUGAUAUUGGCACCCGUGAACCUCCAUCUUCAGUUCCAAGCACUAUGCAGGAGGGAGGAAAGCGUGCGCCAACUGCUACCAAUCCUGGCGCAGAAGAUGCUGCAGAUUUACUGAGCUUGUUCUCUCUGUCGCACCACCUCGAGCUGAGGAUAUAUGUCGAUGGUUUAGAUAUGUGUGAUAAACGGGGAUUUCUGUUGGUGGCAAUCAACUGUUAUCUCGAAAGUGGUGGUUUGGAGUUCUGGUUGAAGACCGUAGGACUAGAGGAUCUGGGACUGUUGUUUGGCCUGGGAGGAAUGGAUUUUGAGCUUUGGAUGUGCUUGCAAUGUGGAAUACCCAAGACAUUCUCUAAUGCACGUGGAAUGGUCUGUCCUGUUUGUGGUGAUCGCCCACCCACUGACGCUAGCAACGAAUCCAAGAAGAAGGGGUCUAUUAUCAAAGACAAGGAAAAAAAUAAGAGGAUGAAGGGUCAGUCAUCUCAUGCUACUUGGAAAAGUGAGACAGAGAUGCAACUUAGGCAGCAGUUUGAUUAG
Molecule: messenger RNA, 924 nt
Organism: Dovyalis caffra
Lineage: Eukaryota; Viridiplantae; Streptophyta; Magnoliopsida; Malpighiales; Salicaceae
Source: the annotation of a GenBank genome assembly